Molecule: messenger RNA, 348 nt
Organism: Talaromyces atroroseus
Lineage: Eukaryota; Fungi; Ascomycota; Eurotiomycetes; Eurotiales; Trichocomaceae
Exons: 2
Coding region: 1-348 (115 amino acids)
Source: RefSeq, a predicted model, not a curated record
AUGGACCAAUUUGCGUCGUCAAGUCGUCAAACGCCCCUCGGCAACGGUGCCAACCAUCCACCCAAGCACAUCGUCGGGCUUGGGCGGUUGACGAAAAUAGCUGUUCCGGUAAUCGCCGUACUAGGGCUCGGCUAUGGAGUAACUGUCCUGCGGGAGGCGCAGAAGCGCGUCCAAUAUCAAUCCAUUCAAGAAGAGGAACGUCUUCGCCAAAAUGCCCAGUUAAUGGAUGCCUAUGGAGACAAGACCAGCCUGGAUGAUAUGCAGAGAGCGUUGGAACAUUACCAUCAAGUAAGUGCCAUUUUUAUGUUUUAUCGGAACGGAACGGGGCUCUUUCAAAACAGCCGCUGA